CAUGGAUUAACUCCGCAAUGGAAGCGACGACGACUCAAGCACUUAAACCUGUACCUAUACCAAGCUCAUCCUGUCUCGUCGACUUGAUCAAACACAGAAACAUCUACUGACCAUGUCUGCCAACACAAACAAAGCCUGUUGCACACUCCCACCCGUCCAAAGCGACUACACGCCCAAAGGCUCCUAUGAGACACUCGGCGACUUGAAGACCUACAUCACGGGCAAUCAAAAGAGCAACAAGGUGCUCACCGUCAUCUAUGAUAUCUUUGGGUUCCACCCUGCCACGCAACAAGGUGCCGACUUGCUCGCUGAGAGCUUGGACGCACUGGUAGUGAUGCCUGAUUUCUUCCAUGGCAAACCCGUGCCACAAGAGCUCUACCCACCUCAAACAGAUGAGGACAAGCAAAAGAUUCAAGACUUUUUCGCUGGUCCUGCGGAACCGUCGAAAAACCUCAAAGCCUUGAGUACUUUUGCAAAAGCAGCGAGUGAGCGAUUCCCAGCAAACGAGGGGGAAUCCAAGAAGCAUGCCAUUUUGGGAUUCUGCUGGGGUGGUAAGAUUGCCAUCUUGGCAAGUGAUAAGCGGGAUGUAUUCAAAGCGACGGCUGUUGUGCAUCCUGCCAUGUUGGAUGCGAAAGAUGCCAAGUCAUUGACAAAUCCAAUUAUGAUCCUUGCAUCCAAGGAUGAAGAGGCCAAGGAUGUCAAGGCCUUUGAGGAAGGGAUUCCCGAGGGACAAAAGGAACAGAGUGUGGUCAAGACAUACAGCGAUAUGCACCAUGGAUGGGCCGCUGCGCGUGCCAACCUGAAGGACGAGCAAAACAAGAAGCGUUUCCACGAGGCAUACACUGAGCUUGCGGAAUUCUUCUCCAAGCUCUUAUAGAUCUUGGUAGGGAUAUAUAUUCGUUAAAGCACGUAACAGACUCUC
Protomyces lactucae-debilis is the source of this 922-nucleotide messenger RNA. Its product is annotated as dienelactone hydrolase. Gene Ontology annotation, molecular function: hydrolase activity. The record is from RefSeq and is a predicted model, not a curated record. NCBI's taxonomy places the organism in Eukaryota, Fungi, Ascomycota, Taphrinomycetes, Taphrinales, Protomycetaceae. The transcript is spliced from 2 exons. Bases 113 to 877 code for a protein of 254 amino acids.